Sycon ciliatum is the source of this 1799-nucleotide messenger RNA. Its product is annotated as HUWE1-associated protein modifying stress responses-like. The transcript is spliced from 3 exons. The coding region runs from base 319 to 1215 and encodes 298 amino acids. The record is from RefSeq and is a predicted model, not a curated record. Lineage: Eukaryota; Metazoa; Porifera; Calcarea; Leucosolenida; Sycettidae.
CACAGAAAGUUUCGUUUUCACAGUUUCGUACCUUGAAGAGACAGGAGACAAAGCAAGCUUUGGACUAUUUCUGUAUGUACAAACCGGUAAUUAUUCGACGAACCGUAUCUCCAAAGGCGUCUCUAACCUUACUCUGCCUAAGCCUAUGAGUAUGAGUAUAAGGCCUACAAGUAGUAGUAGUGUAGACAGUAACACCAUCGUCUCAACACGAGAAUCCUGUUCGUGCUAAGAACAGUUUGAACUUUAUCCCUCUCUCCAACUCUUGGAGAGUUUGCAUAGACGAAAUUUUAUAGCCUACAGUGCCUACAGUACGUCCAUAUGGCUGAUUCGAGUAAGUCCCUUUCUCUUCCAAGCGAAGAAGACAUAGCCUGUGAUCUGCAGAGAGCUGAGGACCAAGCCGAGGAAAAACUUCAAAACUGCUUGGAGGACAAUGAGAAUCAUGUGCAGCAUGCCUUCCAGAAAGCUGCUGCAACUGUCGGUCGGCUUGUUAAUGCCAGCAGUGUUAGUAGUGGAAGAGAUCCUGCUAUGGCUGUCCUUGCAUUCCAGGAGGCGGCAACAGCUGUGACACGCUUGUAUAAAAUUGCACUGACCAGUCAGCGGGAUGUGGCGGAUGUGGCAAGACGAUGUGGUCGCUGUCAGCGCAGCAGGGAAAUCUACGAUUCGUGCCGCAGGACCAACCCCAACAAGCCGUUCUUACGGCGUGACGAUGUCCUGAGCAUUACUGCUGGCCGCCGCAGUCCUUGCGGCCGCACGCGCAGAACCUCUCUAGUCUCGGCUGCACAAUCCUCGUUGUCAUCGUCACCGCCAGCGUCCACAUCCUUUCCGUUUUCAGAUUCUGCUCGGCGGGCGGUUGCAGCAGCCCACUGGCCACAGUUUCCACCUCCAGCGUCUCCAGUCCAGGAAGGUGCGUCUUCAGUAUCGGCUUCCAGAUCGGCUUCCACCUGUGUUCGUACGGAUGACCAUCCGAAGACGACCCAAUGUCCGUCGGCAGCUCGUGAUAGUGCUCAAUGCAGUUCACCACGUGCCACCUCCGGAACCACUGCAUCUUGUCAGCCGCAUCGUCAAUCCCUUUGGUGGCAUAAUACGUUGCCCGAAGGCCUACCUGUACUGGAUAACCUGUUCAUUACAUCGUGUAAGCGCCUCCGCAUGGAUAUUGGCGAUGCAGAGGACGAAGAGUUCGACGAAGAGGAGCCGUUCAAACGGAGAUUCCUUUGAACUGUACGUGCACACACUCCUGUACGUUGUGUGUAUUCGCGCGCGCGCGCACGCUCGUGUGUGUGUGUGUGUGUGUGUAUAAGUGUGUGUGUGUGUGUGUGUGUGUGUGUGUAUAAGUGUGUGUAUACGUGUGUGUAUAUGUGUGUGCAUGUGCAGGCACACUUUUGAUUGUGUUUAAAAGAUACUGAAUGAGCCCGCCUGUCCAUGCUGUGGUGUCUGAUUCAGGCGGUGUGUAGACACUGGCAGCUGCCGUAGCUACGACCGUGUAGACGUAGUCCUGCGUACUCCUUCCUGUGACUUUUCUUAUUUUUCCCAUGUCUCUAACACUCAUCUCACGGAGUUACAUAACCUGUGACACGCUGGUUUCACUUGAAAGAAUGUUCUUGUUCUGGUUUGAUCUUUUUUCCCCGUCGUGAUCUGCCUCCCGUUUCCCAAAUCCACAUUCCUCUUUGUAACGUUGCUUUGAAGUACGUCUACUGUAUUCUCCAUCCAGGACAAGUCGAUUCACUGGCUCUCUUCAGAGCCGACCUUUCCUAUUUUAAGUUAUCUCAUUCAUUUCUAAGGUGAAAUUAUGAGCUUGAGUA